Molecule: messenger RNA, 1324 nt
Organism: Cantharellus anzutake
Lineage: Eukaryota; Fungi; Basidiomycota; Agaricomycetes; Cantharellales; Hydnaceae
Exons: 6
Coding region: 1-1128 (375 amino acids)
Source: RefSeq, a predicted model, not a curated record
AUGACGAUGAUGCCAGCGAACGGCGUUGCCCGUGCAGUUUCCCCACUUGGUAGUCGACGUGCAGCCAGAUUAACGUCUCAAAAAGAUCCUGUAGAAGCUCUUUCCACCCCCAGCGCGCUCAAAGUCGUCGCACAAGGCCUGGUCUGCAUUAACCAGCCAUUCGACUAUUCAAAAGUCGUUGAGCAGCAUCGCCAGCAGCAUGGGCCCAAGGGCUUCUUCAAGCCCUCACCGCAGCCGCGUCAGGGCGGGAUUUACAUGGCGCCGGAAACGGCCAAUAAUGCUAAGUACAGAAUGGACGGCAAAGUCAUCAUCUUGCCACCUGCCAUUAGAGGAUGCAAAAAUGAUUCAUGCUCUGGUUCCGCGCUCUUUGAAGCUGUUGGUUAUUAUCCACAAUUCCUAAAAAAUGUGCUUGGACAAGACCGCCAGUCCCGCUUCCCGUGUGUUCUCAUGGUUGAUUCAGGCGAAACCAGCAUGAGUGCUGCGUCUAGCCUGGAUGCUUUCAGGAAAGGCAUCCAGUGGAUGGAAACGCACUAUGAGUCGCUCCCUUCCCUAGCCCAAGCAGCAGAUCGCGCAUUUCUCUAUCCAACAAGCUAUAAAGACAAGACAGGCCGGGAUAUCGGCUUCAUCGUUAGCCCUGAAGAAUGCCUGCGUAUCAAGUUCGCGAAGCGCUAUUCGGAAGAGGCCUGCCGAUUACUCGCCAACCUGGGACAUGCACCCCAGCUUCGGGGGGUGACUUCACUUCCUGGAAGAUGGCUUGUGGUUAUCGUGGAUUUUUCGCGAUAUCGCCCACUUUCUGACAUCACCAUACUCUCAAAUGACAAGCGAAAACUCGUGAAAUCUAAUAUACGAAAUAUCGUGCAAACGCUGCACAACGAUAUUCGAGACAUUGCCAUUCUCGCUGACCCUGACACGCUGGCUGUCCAUAUUUUGAUUGGGCAGGAACAUACCAGAAGGUCAGAUACCCAGGACAAGUUUCACUUUCGCUGUGGAAUAUGGUUUGGUAGGGGUGUCGAAGUUCGCGAGAAACCGGUUCGAACCGGAACCGAACCCGGAACUAAACUGCAGUUCGGUUCUGGUUCUCUAAGUUGGGGGGUAUCAGGAACCAGUUCUGAACCACAAAACCAUUGAAGGAUUUUAGGAUUACAGCAAGCCAAAGAAAAAUCGGUUUGUCCGAUUUGGAUGACUCAAAAGUACUAAUGCCCCCAGCUCAAAACUACCACACACCCCUGUGCGAGCAACUCUUUUUGUUCCCAGGCGACUUUUGGCAUGUACAAUAGAUAGAUAGAUGGAUGAAUGAAUGAAUGGAUAAAUAGAUAAAUAGAUA